AUGGAUCUCCCGCCGCUCUCCCACCAGGCGCUCUUCGCCGCCGUCCGAUCCGCCGACGCGGCCGCGGUCCGCGCGCUCCUGGCCGACGCCGAGGCGUCGGGCACCUCCCUGGCCGCGCUCGCCGCCGCGCAGACGGACGCCAGGGAGACCGCGCUGUACGUCGCCGCGGAGGCCGGCAGCGAGGAGGUCGUGCGCCUCCUCCUCCCGCUCUACGACUUCGAGGCCGCCACCGUCCGCUCACGCCUCGACCUCGACGCCUUCCAUGUCGCCGCCAAGCAGGGCCACACCGGGGUUGUGAAAGAGUUCUUGGGGCGGUGGCCCGGGCUUUGCUCAGUUUGUGACUCUUCCAACACUAGUCCUCUCUACUCCGCUGCUGUCAAGGAUCACUUGGAUGUGGUAAAUGCUAUACUGGACACUGAUGAUAGCUGCAUAAGGAUUGUGCGGAAAAAUGGGAAGACAUCCCUACAUACUGCUGCAAGAAUUGGAUACCAUCGUAUUGUCAAAGCACUCAUUGAGAGGGAUCCAGGAAUCGUUCCGAUCAAGGAUAGGAAGGGACAAACUGCGCUUCACAUGGCUGUGAAGGGCAAAAAUACAGAUGUAGUGGAAGAGUUACUGAUGGCUGAUGUUUCCAUUCUCAAUGUGCGCGACAAGAAAGGAAAUACUGCCUUGCACAUAGCUACACGGAAAUGGAGGCCCCAGAUGGUACAGCUUCUUCUUAGCUAUGAAACACUUGAAGUCAAUGCUAUCAAUAGUCAAAAUGAAACAGCUAUGGAUUUGGCUGACAAAGUUCCUUAUGGUGAGUCUAAAACGGAAAUAAUAGAGUGGCUGACAGAGGCUGGUGCAAAGAAUGCCAGAAAUGUGGGGAAAAUUGAUGAAGCAUCAGAACUGAGGAGAACUGUGAGUGAUAUCAAGCACAAUGUUCAGGCACAGCUUAGCGAGAAUGCUAAGACCAAUAAACGAGUGACUGGGAUUCGCAAAGAAUUGCAGAAACUGCAUAGAGAAGCUAUUCAGAACACCAUCAAUUCAGUCACCAUGGUAGCAACCCUGAUUGCCUCCAUUGCCUUCGUUGCCAUAUUCAAUUUGCCAGGUCAAUACUUCCAAGAUGUGAAUAGUGGGGGGGACAUUGGUGAGGCUCACAUAGCCAAGCUUACUGGUUUUCGUCUCUUCUGCCUUCUGAAUGCCACUGCUCUCUUCAUUUCCCUCGCGGUGGUCGUUGUGCAGAUCACCUUGGUUGCCUGGGAAACUGGUGCCCAGAAGCAAAUUAUCAAGAUUGUAAAUAAGCUCAUGUGGACGGCAUGCCUUAGCACAGGUGCGGCUUUUAUCUCGCUGGCCUAUGUUGUAGUUGGCCCGCAGCAUGCCUGGAUGGCCUUCACAGUAUCAGCCAUCGGAGGGCCGAUCAUGAUUGGAACCCUCCUUUUCCUAGCCUAUCUGCUGUUGCGCCCACGGUUCAAGUUCGGCGAAGACAGACAGCGCCGCAUCAAGAGGGCAAGCGGCAGCAAGUCCUUCUCCUGGUCACUCCAUGAUGGUUUUUCAGAUCUUGAAGCCUUCUCUGAUAAUGAGAAGAGGAUCUAUGCCCUGUAG
Molecule: messenger RNA, 1581 nt
Organism: Miscanthus lutarioriparius
Lineage: Eukaryota; Viridiplantae; Streptophyta; Magnoliopsida; Poales; Poaceae
Source: the annotation of a GenBank genome assembly